This is a messenger RNA of Cetraspora pellucida, 3222 nucleotides long. The record is from the annotation of a GenBank genome assembly. Lineage: Eukaryota; Fungi; Glomeromycota; Glomeromycetes; Diversisporales; Gigasporaceae.
AUGUCUUUGACCUCAAGCUGUCAACCUUAUGGUCAAAAUGAGACACUUGUCUCGUCUAUCCGUAAUAUUACAAAGGAUUAUCCCUCCGAAAGUGUUUUUAAGGAAUUUCUCCAAAAUGCCGAUGAUGCAGGAGCUACUAGAUUUCAUGUAAUAAUCGAUGCUCGUCGACAUCCCACUGAGACUUUACUUUCAAAUGAAAUGAAGGCUUGGCAGGGUCCUGCCAUAUUGAUAUUCAACGAUGCAAAAUUUAAAAAAAGCGACUUUGAUUCGCUUAUGCAGAUUCGUGUUGGCGGAAAACAAGGUGAUGAUACAAAGAUUGGGAAGCAUGGACUGGGCUUUAAUUCAUGCUACCAUUUCACCGACGUUCCAAGUUUUAUCAGUGGAGAUUGUAUUGCGUUUUUGGAUCCACAUCAGAAAUACUUGCCCACAAAAGAACGUGGUAGUAUUGGAACUUUUCCAAAAGAAGGCCUCAAUGGGUUCCCUGAAAGAGAUCAAUUGGUUCCUUAUGAAGGUAUAGAAGGUAACGAUUUUCGAUCUACCUUCGAAGGAACACUCUUUCGGUUACCAUUUCGGCAACAACCCAGUGAAAUAUCUGAUAGUAUUUUUAUUACGGAGGACGUUCUCAAAUUAGUUAACAGCAUUAAGUCAAAUGCUGCCUCACAAUUUUUAUUUCUCCGGAAUAUUGAAAGUUUUGAAGUAUCACAUAUACCAGGAGGUACAUCUCCACAACAAAUGAUUCCUCUUUGGAAAGCAACCAUAAUAGGGUUGGAUGAUGAUGUACGAAAUAAAAGAAAACGUAUCAGCAACGAUGCACUUCAAAUUUAUGAGAUGAAGGUUGAAUUAAUUGACAGCGCAUUCAAACAAAUAGAUCAUUGGAUUGUUGCUACUGGCGCUCAAAAAGAUCCCGAAGAUCUUCAGUUGAAGCAAUAUGCAAAACGACACCGAUUACGUAUAUUAGGUGGUAUUGCCGCGCCGUUAAGUAGUUCUAAAAAGAGAAUUCAUACUUCAGACCAACAAAUUAACUUUUUUGGAAAUUUAAACGAAAUUCCAAGUGAAUUUAAGGGUAGAAUGUAUUCUUUUCUUUCAUUGCCUGAUGUCACAAAUCUACCUGUUCAUUUGAGUGGAACCUGGGCUCAAAGUUCGGACCGAGCAAGGCUAUUAAUUGAAAAAGAUGACACGCCGGAUAUUGAUCGUCAGAAACUUCAAUGGAAUAGGCAUAUACUGCUCGAAUUCCUACCAAAAAUUCAUUGCGGGCUCCUAAAAGAAAUUAUCGAAUUGCAGAAAAGUAAAAAAAUUAAUCUAGUAAGCAAGCCUACAUCAAAAUUUUGGCCAUUUCCACCCAUUUCCCGAAAUCAUCCAAAGUAUACAGUUGAAUAUGGCUGCAAGGUGCUCCAACAUAUGUUACAAACCAAAGAUAUCUUUCCGUUGAUUGCUGAUGGCAUGAAAUAUGAUCAUAAUCUUAAGACAAUGAUCCUUUCAUUGCCUAUGUGGCCAGUGCGCAUAAGUUCAUUAGAUCAAAUAUCAAAGCCAGCUUUAAAGCCGGUUUCAUGUGGAUAUAUUUUGCCAAAAGAAAUAGACUUAUAUAAAUUGAAAACAAAUACAACAUAUUUGGCUUAUUCUGAUGAUCUUGAUGAACGAAUUUUGGCAGAUCUUAAUGUUCCCCAUCGAGAUGUAUUCUCGUAUAUUUUUGAGGAUGUUGAAUUUCCUAAAAAAUUCGAUGAUCAAUAUAUGAUGUUCCUGAAAAGCAUACUCAAAUAUGAGAAAGAUAACCCUUAUGGUAGAAUUAUUCAUGGUCUAAAAGGAAGACGUUGUUUUCCUACAGAUACCAGAAAAACAUUGAAGAAAAUCUCAGAUCUAUAUCAUAACAGCACCAUUUUUUAUACCGUGUUUGCAGACUCGGACGUUUUUCUUCAUCCGGAUCUUAAUGAAUAUUCGGCAGAGUUAUCAGCUAUUGGAUACAAAAAUAGAAUCAACCAAGAAACAUUCAAUAAAUGUGCAGAGAAAAUCGAGGAGUAUCAAAAUCAACGCAGUCCACCAUCCGAUUUACGUUAUCGGGGAUUCGUCUUGGUUAACUGUCUUUAUAAUAAUUUUCAAUAUAUUAAAUUAGAUAGUGUUGAAAGAAUUCCAUUCGUCCCAGUUGCAAAAAGUUUAGACGAUCCUUAUAAAAUGUAUUAUAAACCUCCUAGAGAUUUGAAUUGUUUUAAAGAGAUAAUCCUUCCUAAAUAUAAAGAAAUUGCAUGGAGUCAAAAAUCACUGGUAGCGGAAGAUAUCAUACCACCACCAUUCGUGCUCUCAAAAUAUCCAUCACUUGGUAAGCCAGAUGUUUUUACAGUAGUUAAACAUCUACGCUUUUUGCAUGAUGUUUUAUUGAAUGAUGAGAUGUGGAAAAAUGACUGGGGAGACACAUUCAAACAUAAUGUCUAUGAAGUUUACAAGUGGCUUGACGAAGAAUGUUCAAAUGAAGAUCUCAAUUUAAGCCAAUAUAUUGCACAAAACGAACCAUUAUUUCUUAAUUUUCACAAGACUUCGAAUCCAUUUGAUCCCGAAAACUGGUGUUCAGCAAGUGAUUUAGUCUUGAACAGUGAGCCAGGAGAAAGGAAGUAUGUCAGUCCAACACUUUCCAAAUUUUCUAAUAUGCUCAAAUGUGCAAACGUCCGAGAAAUAAAACCACCGAAUGUAGAGAUACAUGUUAGAUUGCACAAUCAGUUUAAUUUUACCAAUACAAUGUUUGAAUUUCUAUUGAAUCAAGAUCAGGCAACUUUCUUGCAUGAUGUAGUUUUUAAUGUGAGUGGAGAAAUUAUAAGGACAAAUCGAUAUAUGCUUGCAGCGAGCUCGAAUUUUUUCCGUGAGAAAUUCACGUCGAGAGAUUUUGCAGUAUCAAGUCCGGUCAAUCCAGUUACGAUUGUGAUUGAAGAUGUCAAUCCAAACUCGGUACGCAUCUUACUACGUUAUCUAUAUGGCCAGAGUAUCGAAUAUGCGGUUCAAAGUUUAAAUGGGAUCGAAAUAAACCCAUCUUUGGAAAUGAUAAUAUAUGAAGACUUGUUAAAGUUGGCGAAUUCUUAUGAAUUAGAUCAUUUGAAGGAUCUUAUGGAAUUGAAACUCUCGCGACUAGUCUCGAUGUCAAACGUGGGUUUUAUGAGACAAUUGGCAAUAAACUUGAAUGCUAAUCAACUUGAAAAAUAUUGUCAGCAAUUUAUCUCUGAUUAUAAAGAUUUAAUGUAA